Molecule: messenger RNA, 666 nt
Organism: Oxyura jamaicensis (ruddy duck)
Lineage: Eukaryota; Metazoa; Chordata; Aves; Anseriformes; Anatidae
Product: keratin-associated protein 5-2-like
Exons: 1
Coding region: 1-666 (221 amino acids)
Source: RefSeq, a predicted model, not a curated record
AUGAUAUACUCCUCUGGAAGGGAAUCCUACUUCAACUUGAACUCGACCUGGUACGACCCCUCGGGGUCCUGGCUGGACACGCGGCGCACGCCCUUUCGCUACGGCUACGAGACCUGCUCCUCGGGGUGCGACGGCGAAGGCGUGGAAGGAAUGAGGGGGCACAACUACCGGCACUACGGCUACCGGCAGCCGGUCUGCUCCGAGCGGUGCCACGGCUACACGGCGGCUGAUUCGUGCCACGGAGGCGGGGGCUGCGUCAGGAGACCCACCUACAGCUACGGCUCCACGGGGGGAUGCCACGGCCACGGGCGGUCGGUGUGCUCCGAGAGGUGCCACACGUCCUCGGGUUCGUGCCAUGGAGGUGGUGGUUCCAGCUGCGUCAGGAGACCCACCUACAGCUACAGCUCCACAGGGGGAUGCCACGGCUACGGGCGGUCGGUGUGCUCCGAGAGGUGCCACACGUCCUCCGGAGGAGGGUGCCACGAGACCCUCCAGAGCUCGGGGUACCAGCCAUGCUGCAGCAAGCCGGUGCAGCGGGUCCCGCAGAUCUGCCCCCUGCCCACCUAUCCCGUCCCGGUGCAGCAGGGCUGCGUGCCUGUGGCAAAGUGUGUCCCCAGCCAGCAGAAGCAGCAGGUCUGUAAAGUGCCAGCCCGGAAAAUAAAGUAG